Molecule: messenger RNA, 645 nt
Organism: Oikopleura dioica
Lineage: Eukaryota; Metazoa; Chordata; Appendicularia; Copelata; Oikopleuridae
Source: the annotation of a GenBank genome assembly
AUGAAUUUGAAAGCAGAAUCGAUCCUCGACUUCCGCGAGUACGACUCGGACAACGAGCCCUGCAUUGAGUACCAAGUCAAGUGGAAGGGAUACUCUUCGAAGCACAACUCGUGGGAGCCCAGAGAUGAUCUCUGCAAGGAAAGAAGACACAGGAAGAUGGUUCACAUCUACAAUGUAGAGUUUGAAAACAAAUGUGUCUACAAGAUCAAAAAGUACAGAGCCAGGGGCUUCGAGGGACUUCCAAAAAUUAAAGAAUACGAAAAAAAGAUCAAACGACGGAACUACGUCCUGAACGGCCGACACUUCAAGAAGAUGAAUGCCUACUCGAAGCACCAAGAAGAAGAAGAAGAAGAGGACGACGACGACGAGCCAAAGGAAGAAAUUGAAUAUAAGAAAUAUUUGGAAGAGCAAAAGCGCGAGCAAGAAAGAUUAAGGAUCAAAGAAAAGCAGGAAAAAGAAAGAAAGAAGCGCGAAAGAGAACGACAAGCUGUCCCCGCGGCUUUCCUGGAUGCUGCAGCGCCGGAUGUGAAGAAAGUAAAGCUGGACCCGCGCAAGAAUGGAGAAUUGAAGGACUACGAGCGACUUGUGAUGGAACGCGACGAUUCUCGCUUUCUCGAGAUUCCAAACGUUCUUCACGAGUUUUGA